AUGCCCCAGCGGGUGCCCCCGGCCUGGCACUCGGACAUGCCGCUGCCCGGGAAGCUGCUCCUGUCGGCGGCCGCGCUGCUGCUCCUCUCCCUGGCCUUCAGGUUUUACAGGAACCGCUCGCCUCCCCCCGGGAAAAUCCCACCGGGAGAGCAGCGGGAAAACCGGGAUGGGGAUGGGGAUCUGAGGAGGAGGAGGAGGAAGGAUGGGGGGGACAAGUGUGGGAAUGGCCCCGGGAGGCAGCACGAGGGUCUCCGGGGGGAGCAGAGCUUUGCAAGGAAUGAGGAGGAGGAGGAAGGAGAGGAGGUGAGUUCGGAGCUGAUUCCCAGCAAAGCCCCGCUCAGUCCGGCCGGGAUGGAAAGGGAGUUGGGAAGGGAACUGGGAUGGAAGUUGGGAAUUAAAUUAGAAAGUGAAGCAGGGGUUGAGCUGGGGAGUGAUCCUGGGAGCAGGACGGGAAGCGAACCGGGAAGUGAGCUGGGAAAAGAGCCGGGAAGUGAGCUGGGAAGUGAGCUGGGAAGUCAGCCAGGAAGCAAGUCGGGAAGCAGGCUGGGAAUCAAGCCGGGAAACACUCCAGGAAGAAAGCCAGGAAGCAAAUUGAUAAUGAAGCCAGUUAAUGAGUUGGGAAGUGAGCAGACAAACGAGCUGGGAAACAAGCUGGGAAAGAAAUUGGGAAUUAAGUUAGGAAUCGAGCUGGGAAAUGAACCGGGAAUUUUGCUGGGAAGCGAUCUUGGAAGCAAGGCAGGAGUCGAGGUGGGGAGGGAGCCGGGAAUGUCACUGGGGAGCGAGCUGGGCUCUCACGACCCCGGGGCCGUGGCCGCAGCCCGGGGCAGCCCGGCAGGGAGGGACGCAGCUGCUCCGAGCUCCGGGAGUUCCCCGGGGAUUCCCGACGCCCGGACAGAGGGGGAUGGAUGCGCCCAGAGCGCGGAGCGGGAUGCGGCUGGAGCACGGAGGAGCAGGGAGGGCAGCACGGGGUCAGUCCGGACCCUCAGCGUCACCUCCAGCCUGGGGCUGCUGCUGACGGCGAGCGAGGCUGGCUCGGACACCUCCUACUGCUUCUCCUCGGUGGCCAAGAUCCAGGUGGAGGAGAACUUCAUCCCGGAGAGCCGGGACAAGGACAGGGACAGCCCGCCCAGGCCUGGCCUGCGGGGCAAGGUCUACGACUACUUCGUGCAGUCCACCUCCGAGUCGGUGUCCAAGCGGACGUCCCUGCCCUUUGUCCCUGCGGGGACAUCCCAGUGUCACAGGGAGAGGGACCAGGCAGAGCCGCAGAGCUCCGGAACCCAGGGGGAGAAUCCAGCUUUGGAAAUUCUUGAUCCCGACACCACCUCAGCUCCACAUGAGGGCACGGACAACCUUCCAGAACCACUUUCUCCCGGCUGGAAAAGCAGCACCCCCCAGCUCCCACUGCCUGGCGGGGCUCCAGCUGCGGGUCCUGAGCCAUCCCAGGUGUCACUGCCCACUCAGGUGCACCUGGGGAACUGCUCCGAGGUUCUGCGCGCAGCCAAGGCUCAGCAGCUGCGGGCCCUGCAGGACGCCGCCCUCCAGGUGAUGAGCACCAACCUCCUGCAGGUGCUGCGCUCCCCGAACAUCUACCGCCGCCUCAACGCCGGCGAGCGGGAGCUGCUCCCGGCGCUCCGGAGCCAUGGGCGGCCGCACCUGGUGGUGGCCGAUGUCCCCCUGGCCGAACCCGGCCACCGCCGCGGCCGCCUCUGCUACUACGACGAGGACGGGGACCGCUGGUGCCAGCUGUGCCAACUGCCGGCCGGGGUGGCCGGGCGGGGCUGUGCCGUGUGCUCCAUGUUCAAUUACCUGUUCCUGGUGCCCGGCUGGGAGGGGACGGGCCGGGCGCGGAGCCCCUCGAGCCGCGUGCUCUGCUACGACCCUCUGAGCAACAGCUGGUGUGACAUCUGUCCCCUGCGCCAGGCACGGCCGCACUGCCAGCUGGUGGCCCUGGAUGGGCACCUCUACGCCAUUGGGGGAGAGUGCUUGGCCACCGUGGAGCGCUACGACCCCCGGCGCGACCGCUGGGCCUUCGCCGCCGCUCUGCCCAGGGACACCUUCGCUGUGGCCCACGCGGCCACCGCAUGUGACGGGGACAUUUACGUCACCGGGGGCACCCUGCGCUCGCUGCUGCUGCGCUACGACGCCCGUGGGGACAGCUGGGCCACGAGCCCGGCUGUUGGUGACAAGGACAGGACGGCUGAGCUGGUGAGCGCCCACGGGUUCCUGUACCGCUUCCAGCUGCGGCGCGGAGCCGGUGGCACCGAGGUGGCCGUGUCGCGGUGCAGCGCCAGCGCCAGGCUGUGGUAUCGCUGUGGCAGCCGCCCCCUGCCCGAGCUGGCCGGGCUGCGCUGUGCUGCUCUGGGAGGCCUCGUCCACUGCCUGGGCCGCGGUUUCCAUCUCCGCUUCCUGGCCGACCCAGUCUCGCCGCGCUUCGGGGCCAAGGAGCUGCGGCCCUUCCCGGAGCCCCACGGGAGCCUCCUGCCCGCGGUGCUGGUGCUGCCCGAAGGGGGCACAGAGACACUGCGGCCCUGA
Messenger RNA from Melozone crissalis (California towhee), 2532 nucleotides. RefSeq names its product kelch domain containing 7A (gene KLHDC7A). Lineage: Eukaryota; Metazoa; Chordata; Aves; Passeriformes; Passerellidae. The coding region runs from base 1 to 2532 and encodes 843 amino acids. The transcript is spliced from 2 exons. The record is from RefSeq and is a predicted model, not a curated record. Gene Ontology annotation, molecular function: protein binding.